AUCUUGAAAGAAUUGAUUCUUUGAAUCCAUCAACAAUGACAAUAACACUUCAGGCUUCUCUCAUCUGCAAGCCCUCAAUCCACCAAUUAAACCCUCUUCUUGUCUCUCUAAAACCAUGUCUUUCCUAUUCAUCCCCUCAAUCUUCUUUUCCUAGAAGGUUAAGCGCCAAUUCCUUCCCCUUCAAGUCAAGAUUUUUGCGGCAUCGUUCCUGCUGUACAUUGAAUCCUGAAGAUUUAACCUCACCCACUGAAUCGACUAGUGGUGAUUCUUUCAGCGAAAGCACGGAAAUAGCCGAGCUAAGUAGCGGGCCUGUGCUCAAUGAGACCUCCGGCGAGGUGAAGAAUGGGGAUGUCAAGGAAAGGCUGCCGAUUAUGGUGUUUCUUGUGGGAGUUUUCGCCAGGUUGAGAGAGGGCUUUGAGAAGUUUCUUUAUUCGGAUUGGUUCAGUUGGUGGCCGUUUUGGAGGCAGGAGAAGCGGUUGGAGAGGUUGAUUGCGGAGGCUGAUGCCAAUCCCAAGGAUGCUGCCAAGCAGAGCGCUCUUCUUGCGGAGCUCAAUAAGCACAGUCCGGAGUCUGUCAUCCAGCGUUUCGAACAGAGGGUGCAUGCCGUAGACAGCAGGGGAGUGGUGGAAUAUCUCCGAGCACUAGUUUCCACUAAUGCAAUUUCUGAGUACUUGCCCGAUGAGCAAUCUGGAAAACCUUCUAGUCUUCCUUCUCUGCUGCAAGAGCUCAAACAGCGAGCUUCAGAGAAUGAUGAAGAGCCUUUUGCUAACCCUGGGGUGUCUGAGAAACAGCCGUUACAUGUUGUGAUGGUGGACCCAAAAUUGUCAAGUAGAUCAUCCCGUUUUGCACAAGAAGUUAUAUCAACUAUUGUGUUCACUGUUGCUGUUGGUCUUGUGUGGAUAAUGGGUGCAGCUGCACUUCAGAAAUAUAUUGGCGGCUUAGGUGGGAUAGGAAGUCCUGGAGUUGGUACUGGUUCUUCUUAUGCUCCAAAAGAGUUGAAUAAAGAAAUAAUGCCAGAGAAGGUAGUACUGUGGCAGAAUGUUAAGACAUUUAAAGACGUCAAAGGCUGUGAUGAUGCUAAACAAGAGCUUGAGGAGGUUGUUGAGUAUCUAAGAAAUCCUGCAAAGUUCACUCGACUAGGAGGGAAGUUACCUAAGGGAAUUCUUCUGACCGGAUCCCCUGGAACUGGGAAAACUCUUCUUGCCAAGGCUAUAGCUGGAGAGGCCGGGGUACCUUUCUUUUACAGAGCGGGCUCCGAGUUUGAAGAAAUGUUUGUAGGGGUUGGUGCUCGCCGUGUAAGAUCCCUGUUUCAGGCAGCCAAGAAGAAGGCUCCAUGCAUCAUAUUCAUUGAUGAGAUUGAUGCUGUUGGGUCUACACGCAAGCAGUGGGAAGGUCAUACAAAGAAAACACUACAUCAAUUACUUGUGGAAAUGGAUGGUUUUGAACAGAAUGAGGGAAUUAUUGUUAUGGCUGCAACGAAUUUGCCUGACAUACUUGAUCCAGCUUUAACAAGACCGGGUAGAUUUGACAGACAUAUUGUUGUACCUAGUCCAGAUGUUAAGGGUCGUGAAGAGAUAUUGGAGCUCUAUCUACAAGAUAAACCUUUGGGGAAUGAUGUUGAUGUAAACUCAAUUGCACGUGGUACCCCAGGAUUCAAUGGAGCAGAUCUUGCUAAUUUGGUAAAUAUUGCUGCCAUUAAAGCUGCUGUGGAAGGUGCUGAGAAGUUGACUGCAGCACAGUUAGAAUUUGCCAAAGACAGGAUAAUCAUGGGAACAGAAAGGAAGACAAUGUUUCUAUCAGAAGAUUCCAAGAAGCUUACUGCAUAUCAUGAGAGUGGCCAUGCUAUUGUCGCCUUGAACACUGAAGGUGCACAUCCAAUUCACAAAGCAACAAUUAUGCCAAGGGGAUCUGCUUUGGGCAUGGUCACCCAGCUUCCUUCUGAUGAUGAGACCUCAAUCAGCAAGAAGCAACUGCUGGCACGUCUUGAUGUUUGUAUGGGGGGAAGAGUGGCCGAAGAGCUUAUCUUUGGCAAGGAACAUAUAACUACUGGAGCAAGUAGUGAUCUUAACACAGCGACUGAGCUUGCUCAGUAUAUGGUAUCAUCCUGUGGGAUGAGUGAUGAAAUUGGACCAGUUCAUAUUAAGGAAAGACCUGGUUCAGAAAUGCAAUCUCGUAUUGAUGCAGAAGUUGUCAAACUAUUGAGGGAGGCUUAUAAUCGUGUAAAAGCCCUGCUGAAAAAGCAUGAGAAGGCAUUACAUGCUCUUGCAAAUGCACUUUUGGAGUACGAGACUCUUAACGCGGAAGAGAUAAAACGUAUACUUGUACCUUAUAGUGGAUCAGAGUUGUUUGUAGAGCAGGAGCAGCAGGUGGAGGCGGAGCUUGUAUUGGCUUAAGCCAGGAUGCAUCUCCAAAUGGGAGGGGUUUGUACAGGGUAUAUUUAGCUCAUUAGCAUUCAUCAUAAGUAAUCUAGCCAUUUUAAUCUCAUCCCAGAAUUUUUUUCUUUCUCGUUCAUGUUGGAUGAACCAUACGAAAUUGGAAGGUAGGUCAAUUACAUUGGAAAAUUGUGCCCUGUAUUUGGGAAAAUUUUGGCUACUUUUUAUAUGAAAAAUACAGGUUAGAAUACUGUGCUUUA
Molecule: messenger RNA, 2632 nt
Organism: Salvia hispanica
Lineage: Eukaryota; Viridiplantae; Streptophyta; Magnoliopsida; Lamiales; Lamiaceae
Source: RefSeq, a predicted model, not a curated record